This is a messenger RNA of Penicillium alfredii, 4863 nucleotides long. RefSeq names its product WD40 repeat domain-containing protein. Gene Ontology annotation, molecular function: transcription factor binding. Gene Ontology annotation, biological process: positive regulation of transcription by RNA polymerase II. Bases 1 to 4863 code for a protein of 1620 amino acids. Gene Ontology annotation, cellular component: nucleus. NCBI's taxonomy places the organism in Eukaryota, Fungi, Ascomycota, Eurotiomycetes, Eurotiales, Aspergillaceae. The transcript has 4 exons. The record is from RefSeq and is a predicted model, not a curated record.
AUGGAGUCUCUAUCGCAAGCCCCGGAAUCGCGCUUCGAACCAUGCGCCUCGACGGCGUCGUUGUUUCUGUAUACCCAGGGCUCGGCGAUCCUGUGUCUCCACCAUGAUACCCUCGCAAUUGAGCGGCGGUUUCAGAACCACCAGGAGAACAUUGAAUUUAUUUCGGUGGACAAUGUCAGCGAGCGUGGUGCUGGGCGAUUGGUGGUCAGUUACGAUGUAGGCCAAACGGCCAUCGUCUGGGACAUUUUCACGGGGACGGAACUUGCAAGAUUUGCAUCAUUCGAACAGUUGAAAGUUGCUUCGUGGAUGUACAAUGGCCAUGUUGCUUUCGGUGAGAGAAAAUAUAUCUACCCCCAUGAUAUUCGGUGUUGUAUUAGGGCUAAUGGAGAGCUCGGUUCAGGCAACGGUAAGGGCGAAGUGAUUCUGUUCGAGCCCUCGACCUCCGAGCAUAUCUCUGCGCGCACGAUUUUUGACCCUAUCACGGCCCUUGCGCCCGCGAUGGAUUGCCGCACUUAUGCCAUUGGAUAUCAAAAUGGAUCAAUCUUGAUCGCGACUCUCCUACCCCAAUUCACUAUCCUUCAUACAUUAACUACUUCUCGCGGGCCGUCUCCCAUCCUCUCGCUGGCCUGGCAUGCAUCUUCAUCGAAGCAGAAAUCUGAUAUGCUGGCGACCCAAUCCUCGAACGGUGACUUGAGGGUUUGGAGCGUGGCAAAACCACCGGGAAAGGAGUCUCCGCGAGUGAUUAGGGUUUUGAAACGAUCAGACUCGACAUCUGCUGAUCCAAAGUGGAUGGCAUGGUCUAAAAACGGGAAAGUCGUGCAAUACCUCGAAGGGGAAACAUGGGCAUGGGAUGUCCGAACCAAACAUGUCACGUACGAACCGAUUCCGACAAUAGACGAUGUGCGAGGAGUGGCGAACUACGGCCCCACCGCGACGCUUUUCACAAUCGGCCCUCAUGGCUCAGUGCAGCAGUAUGAUCUGGACAACCUGGCUAUGGUGGCCAAUGUGCAACACCUCCCGGUUGGCGCGCGAUCUCUAGCCUCCGAAGAGGGUCGGUCACGGGGGAUGUCUCCGCGACGACUGCAAGAUCCCCCCGAAAUCCGGGAACUGGGAGCUGGCAGACGAACACCCUUCGAUCCAAAUGGAAUCGACAAUCUAAAACAGCAACGGGUUGAUCUGACCAGCCCCGCGUCAUCACGAAGCCGAACGGAAUCCGUCAGCUCCAAAGCAUCAUCUGGCAAAUAUAGAACUGGAACCUUUUCACCACCGAGUCGAUCCGGUCAGAGUUCUACAACUUUCUCUUUGACAUCUGCCGGCAGAGAUACGCCGCAGCCUUCGGCCUCGUAUACUUACGCCCCGUCAGUCUCAAUGUCGUCUGUUAAGAGUUCCCGGGCCGGAUCGCGGUUGCGCAAUGAGGUUCACAUGAGCCCUGCUGAAAAGGGGAUUGUCGAUUUAUUUCCUUUUAUUCGGGCUCGGCUGAACGACGUGCCCUAUAGACAACAGCCACCUCUUGACGAGAGCCGUUUGACCCCAGAUGAUCUGCGACAGCAAAUGCUGAGUGUGGUGUUUGGUUGGGAAGGAGAUAUCCAGGACCUGAUCAGAGAUGAGCUCAGCCGCCACGCCGUCGCUAGCCAGAGCGCCAUUCUGCUAACGCAAUGGCUGGGAGAGAAUGACACCGAUCAAAUGGUUUCAAUGAUCAACCCUGGACAAGUAACCACUUCCGACUGGAUGAUCCUAGCCUUGAGUCAGAUGAGCGGCCAGGCACAGGCCAACAAGGUUGGGCAGGCCUUUGUGCAGAAAUUGCUGGAGAUUGGCGAUGUUCACACCGCAGCCUCAAUCUUGCUGGGCCUCGGAGAUAGCAAUGAUGCCAUCGAAGUCUAUGUUUCUCGCAAUCACUUCUUGGAAGCCAUUCUGAUGACUUGUCUCCUGUUGCCAUCGGAUUGGCAGCGCCAGUCCUAUCUCGUUCGCCGAUGGGGCGAAUAUGUUGUCUCACAUUCCCAGCAGCAGCUCGCCAUCCGCUGCUUCAUGUGUACCGGCGCGGAGCCCUCUGAACCAUGGGCCUCUCCCGCUGCUCAGCAAGCUGCUUCCUUUGCAGAAAUGAUUCAUGGGAGGUCACCUUUGGCUUCACCCGAACCUCCACAAUCCGCCAAUGCGAAUUCAAUGCCGCCGCCUCAGCGACCUCAGUCCGCAUCUAACCAGCGGCCUGCGGCCAAGACACCCGCGCUCAAGCUGAUUACUUCCUUCGAUUCCCAACCGAAUCAACACAUGCGUCUCCCUGGAUUGAAGUCUGACGACCGUACGCCCACCAACGCUCCGGGCAUCACUCCUAUUGCCGAGUCUGCAGUGGUCGACUCGGCCAUCUCUCCCGGUGGACAGGGGUCGUACAAGCUCAACAACAUUCAGAGCCUGAACCAAGCCAUGACAUCUCGAACAAACACACCAUCGUUCAAUCGACGUCGUUUGCCCUCGAUAGGAGAGACACCGGUGGAUGUGCACCCUCCGGCGUUUUCACGCUCAAACUCCUAUGACCGACCAGGCGAGUAUGGCUCAACAUCGGAGAACGAUGAGACAAGCGGCCAGGAACAAAGCCAGGAUGAGCAAGAAGGUGACGGCGGUCUACUGACCCUAUCGGCUGCAAGAUACAACCCCGCGCAAGAAUCCUUCAAGCCCAGUCCCCAGACAGCAGUCCAGGCAACAGACAGGUUUGCCUCUAUUAAAGGACUCCCGUCUCCAGCGCCAGGCGUGUUCGAGGCAUUAGAGCAAUUGGACUAUCGAAAUGGCUCCCGGGAUCGCAAACCAGACGGACUCCAGAUUGAGCUUGUUCAUGCUGAAGAGGCCAACCCAGAAAACCAAGACCGUCUUCUUCCCAGUGCCAAGAGCACUACAUCGACUUUUAACAGCUAUGCCUCGACCAAGAGCCCUAGCGUCAGUGGCCGUAGCAUCGACCAAUACAUCAGCAGCCUGGAUGAAGCCAACUUCCACGCAAGGAAGCACCGUGGUCGCCGUACUCCUGGCCGCGACAGACACAACGUAGACGAUACCGUCAGCCAAAGCUCUCGGGUCCAUCACUCUCGGGAGGCCUCUCAGGAAACUCGUGGUAGAAAUGAACGUCGAUACAUUCAGCCAGCUAAGCGGUCGCCAUCUUCCCCAGUACCCAUGUCUCCUGAAGAGGUGGCUCGCUAUCAUGCCGGAGGCGCUGAACGAACAGAGGAAUCGAAGCCGUCGAAGCCGCGCUCCCGCGCUAGAAGUGGCAGCAAAAUGAGGAAGCCAGGAUCCCGGAGCCGUCAACGCUCAUCUAGCCGAAACACAGCGAACCGCGUUGGUGGCGACAAGCGCGAUCCAUCAACUCGGGGCCGGAGCGUCGAUCGGGAAGGGUCUAACAUACGCUCACCGUCGUCGCCUCUUCCAAUGACUCUGCCUGCUGAAGAACCCCUUCGGCGCGAGGAGGCAGAUGACCCUCUAAGACUUGUUACUAGCAACAGGGAGAGGCGCCUGCGCUCUCACCAGCGAAGCGCUAGCCGACGUCGCGCGGAGCGAGGAACAAGCGCAAAGCGAGAGCCGUCUUCCGAGCCAAAACACAAGCCAUCGCACAGCCAGCCCGAGCUUCACCAUGGCUUUAAAAUGGAUGCACCCGCCGAGCCAGCAGGGCUUGAACAACUGAGCAACAAGGUCUUCGGCCAGGAAAAUGUCUUCACCUAUGGCAACUCCCGCGAAGAGUCGAAUCCCGCGGCCGAUGAAGCCCGUGACGCUGUAUCUCCCACGACACCCUUCGUGAGCCUGGCAGAGAGAAAGCGAAGAGAGAUUGCAGCAGCUGAGCUUGAGGCACGACGGCUUUCUCUCGCCAGAAACCCAUCUGCACCGAAUAUCCCCUUCCCUGGCGAGCUGCAAACCUCCCGCACUCCAAUUGAAAGCCCCCCCCCGUUCCAUGGCAAUCCCUACUUUCCACGAGUUCCCUCGAGAAACCAAAUCCCUCCGGGCAAAGCAUCACCCGAGUACCAGAGCAGCUCGGAUUCUGGAUCCUCGCGAUCCGGUGUGCCUCUCGGACUUCCAGCCACCCCAAGGGCGAUGCGCCACCCCAAGUAUGGCACCGGACACGCAGAGGAACGGCCUCCUUCUGUCCCCAGCAUCCCAACCGACGGAAGCAUGCUCCUAUCCGACGUACGCUACGAAGGCGACGCCGAGAGAAUCGGACGAUCGAUGUCGGUACCCAUGCCAGAGGGACCAGGCGGCGCCAAUCACGCUGCAACGCCAGUACCAACAGACCUCCCCAUGCACCCGCGCUUCAACCCACACAUCCCGCGCAGCCGGUCCAGCAGCCGCACCCGCAACAUGGGCCACCGCCGCACUAGCUCGGGCGGGUAUAUCUCGGGCAUCUCGCCACAGGUGACAGUGAGCAUCGAAGAAACAAUCGAGAACGCAAUGCAGCGACGCCCAUCGGCACCGCACAUCGAGACCACACCACCACCACCACCACCUCCACCCCCGCCCAUUCUCCCUGAACUGCAGCAUCUCAACACCCCGCCACCGCCCCCUCCUAUGCCCUUCGUCUCGGCGACGGCGGGGUCUCCGCGCGAGUCCUCUGCUACGAUCGAUGUUGCCAUCGACAACGAGGAUAUGGGCCAUCUGCUCCCUCGUGCUAUGACUGCCGCCCCGACUAUGAAUGUCACUGAGUCUCGCCAGUCGCUUGGCCGUCGCAUGUCGUUUGAUCAUCGCCGCAACCGCAGCUCGAAUGAGAGCUUCGCGAACAAGCUGCGCAGUCUGACGCGUAUGCGCAGGGAUAGUCGCAGUGUGGAGCCGUCUGAGUUGCCGUAUGAGACUCUGCCGCCGCAUGCUAUGGCGCCUGCUCACAACCAUGGUUUCUGA